Messenger RNA from Gavialis gangeticus (Gharial), 8322 nucleotides. It is a transcript of the gene ABI2, whose product is annotated as abl interactor 2. NCBI's taxonomy places the organism in Eukaryota, Metazoa, Chordata, Crocodylia, Gavialidae. The record is from RefSeq and is a predicted model, not a curated record. The transcript is spliced from 12 exons. Bases 1 to 1566 code for a protein of 521 amino acids. Gene Ontology annotation, molecular function: SH3 domain binding. Gene Ontology annotation, cellular component: lamellipodium.
AUGGGACAGGUGACAACCAACACCCAAGAGAAAUCUGAACUCCUAAACAAUUACUUCGCAUCAGUAUUCCACCAGUCUAAGGGUGUUACCUUGUUUGAAAGGAUACAGGACAAUCAAGGUGGGGGUAAUUACCCAUCAACAGUUGCCAAAGAUCUUGUGAGUUUGACUACUAAUGACCGUGAAAUUUAUGAAAGUCCUUGUUUUAUUUGCACAUUACUGAUGUCAGCUAGUCAGAAUUCAGCAGAUAAACAGCGGGCCCUAGAAGAAACCAAAGCCUACACUACCCAGUCCUUAGCAAGUGUAGCCUAUCUGAUCAACACCUUGGCUAACAAUGUUCUCCAAAUGCUGGAUAUUCAAGCAUCCCAGCUGCGGCGCAUGGAAUCUUCAAUCAACCAUAUUUCACAAACAGUGGACAUUCACAAAGAAAAAGUUGCUAGAAGAGAAAUUGGCAUUUUGACUACAAAUAAGAACACCUCAAGGACCCACAAAAUUAUUGCACCAGCCAACCUGGAGCGACCGGUUCGUUACAUUAGAAAACCUAUUGAUUACACAAUUCUAGAUGAUAUUGGACAUGGAGUGAAGUGGUUGCUUAGAUUUAAGGUUAGUACACAGAAUAUGAAGAUGGGUGGGCUGCCCCGUACUACGCCUCCUACCCAGAAACCACCCAGUCCACCAAUGUCAGGAAAAGGGACUAUUGGGCGUCAUUCUCCCUAUCGCACACUGGAGCCAGUGCGUCCUCCAGUGGUACCAAAUGACUAUGUACCUAGCCCAACACGUAAUAUGGCUCCCUCGCAACAGAGCCCUGUUAGAACAGCUUCUGUGAAUCAGAGGAAUCGCACAUACAGCAGCAGCGGGAGCAGUGGAGGGAGCCACCCGAGUAGUCGAAGCAGCAGUCGAGAGAACAGUGGAAGUGGAAGUGUGGGUGUUCCUAUUGCUGUUCCUACUCCUUCUCCUCCCAGUGUCUAUCCAGGUCACCCUGUUCAGUUCUACAGCAUGAACAGACCUGCAUCUCGGCACACCCCCCCAACAAUAGGCGGCUCCUUGCCAUAUAGGCGUCCUCCUUCCAUCACUUCACAGACAAGCCUUCAGAACCAGAUGAAUGGAGGACCUUUUUAUAACCAGAACCCAGCAUCUCUUGCUCCUCCUCCCCCCUCCAUCCUACAGGUAACUCCACAGUUACCACUAAUGGGAUUUGUGGCCAGAGUCCAAGAAAAUAUUUCAGAUACCCCUCCUCCUCCUCCACCUGUAGACGAGCCAGUCUUUGAUGAAUCUCCACCUCCCCCGCCACCUCCAGAAGAUUAUGAAGAGGAGGAGGCAGCUGUGGUGGAGUACAGUGAUCCCUAUGCCGAAGAAGAUCCUCCUUGGGCACCAAGGACCUACUUAGAAAAGGUUGUGGCGAUCUAUGAUUACACAAAAGACAAAGAGGAUGAGCUCUCGUUUCAGGAAGGUGCCAUCAUUUAUGUCAUUAAGAAGAACGAUGAUGGUUGGUAUGAGGGUGUCAUGAAUGGAGUGACGGGGCUCUUCCCAGGGAACUAUGUGGAAUCCAUCAUGCAUUACUCUGAGUGAAGACUACAUGACAGAGAGCUGCAUCUCACACUGCAGGAACUGUUGGGGCUCCCUGGACCUCCCCCAGCCUGUGGGGGCCCUUCCAACUGAACUGAAUGAAGGAUAAUUGUAACAGAACCACUUUUUUGGCUUUUUUUUCAUUAUAAAAAAAAUAGUGAUUUGAGUUUUUUGAACAAAUGGCUCUUCUGGCAGCUGUAGCGAGCCUUCUGACUUCGAAUAAGCUGACCCGUUCAGGUGUAGAUACUGGAGAUGUAACGAACUUGUUGAGUAGCUGAUACUUUACUCAAAUUCAGACCGAUUCAAGCAGGAUCUGGGAUCUAUCUCAGGAAUACUGUAUGCCCCUGUGAUAUAACGCUGGCAUUAGUGCUUGGCUCUGGGACAUCCUGGAUGCCAGUGGUAAAAGGUUAACGGCCAGUGGACAUCCUUCCCUUUUUGUACACUACACUUGCAUGCAGCUGGACGAACAUUCACGUGCUAGCAAACAUUUGGAUUUGUACCCAAAGCAGUUCACGUAUCUGACUUCCAGAUGGUUCGUUACAUCUUUAACAUGAACACGUCUCCAGCUGCUCUGCACUUGUAGACUGAUGCAGGGGCACACAGAGCUGGCUUUGAUUCACGUACCUUUAAGUUUAGCUAAUUAAAAUGGAUGCAGCCAGACCUUUCCCUCUCCCUCUUCCAUUCCCUUAAUCUUAGUUAUUUGAAUGCCACAGUUUUUUUUUUUUAAUGCACUGGUGUAAAUGUUAUCCUUUGCUGCAAGUUCCCAGCCUGCUGGUGCUGCAGAUUGAACUGAACAUGCGUUUGCAGUUUUAUGAUGAAGGGAAAAUUGAAUUUACCGGUCCCUAGGAGCUAGAGGAUCACUCUAGGGGGAGAAGGUCUAGUGUUGGAAAUUCCUGAUGCAUGCUUGCACUGGAGGCAAGUUAUUCAUCCCAAAUGCUCAAUAUCAUGCACAAAUUUCUUUAAAAAAAAUGAAUGAGGUAUUGUAAAUUGGCCAUUAGACUUGAUUUCUAGGUUUCAGUCUACACCAGGAAAGGCAGUGCAAAGAUAGGGCAAGCGGCAAUUGCUGUUAUCAGUUCUGCUGCCAAAAUCUCUUUGGUGGAAAUAAAAAGGGCUGCUCUGUUUAUUGGUUUCCCACAGAAAGCUGAGCAGUAAUUGGCGGUUACCUUAGCUCUUUCAUAGCUGUGCCUAUCCAGGUAUGAGUCAACCUCCACUAAAAGUUUCCUGUACUUUUAAUAGUUUACUUUUCACCCAUUUUCAGCUGUAAAGGCCAUUACUUGAGUCUGCCUAAUGUGUGCAAGUCAGCCACUAGGAACGACUUAAAAGGUGAGUGUUAGCUGUUCAUGAAUUCAGCAAACAGAUGUAACUGGCUGCUGCUAGGCAGCUGGUUUCCAUCCAGGUCAGGCAUUGUCCUGGACUUUGUAGCUCUGGUCAGAUUCCAGUCAGCAUGAACAGUAGCUUAAUCAUGUCUGGAUAAGGCUGCAGCUGUCAGUUAAGGCAUGAGUGUGAAAUGGAAUAUUGUAGAGAGCAGUAGAGAAUAUAAUUCCUGAGGCUGAUUUUGCUGCCUUAUUAGCAAAAAUAUGUAUAACUGAGCCAGUUCUGUAACUUGGUAGUACAGCACCUUGCCAGAAAUGGAGGUUCAGAGCGAGCAUAGAUUCUCGGAUAAGACGGGGAGCACUGCUGUGUGAGGGGGGGAGCGGGGAGGCAAUGAACAGUCUGUGCCAUUCUUCCUUAUUCUUGGGCUGUGAAAGCUCCAUGCUGUAUCGGAUGACUCCGAUUGCAGGCCCAUACCCUACAGGAAGACUCUGGUGUGCAUACAGGCACAGGCCUCUUGCAGCUAUGUGGGACAAACCAAUUUCUAGGGGAGGCUGAAAAUGCUUAACCCCCAGAUUGUUGCAGCUUUGGAGAGGCUGGGCAUCCUCUCUGUUCUGGUCAGGGCUGCCUUUUCUUCCCCCUGCCUCUUGGGACGUACUCAUUUAUAGUUAGCACUGAAGCUGAGACACUAUCAUCCUCCUGUCAGGAAGCUGCUUCACUCAAUUACCCCCUCUGCCUGUCUGCCACAGAAAUAGUGCCAUUUAUUCAGUUUCCCAGCCUGGUCACUGCAGCCUGAAAAGGCUCAUUUGAUCUUGUUGCCAGCGCAUGUGCUUUGCUCCUUCUCUCACCUUUCCUGCCCUUCUGGAAGGGGGGCAAUUAUGUGUCAUUCAGAAUUAGAACUGAUGGCACUGAUCAAAAACGCUUCCUCUCUGGAGUUUUUGCCCUGUAGCCAAACUCAUGAAAGCAGCUGUUAUCAGAGCCCCCGGCCCAGUACCCUUGUAAGCGUUCUCCAUUGGAGCUGCCUACCUGGACAGUUACCGAGCCUUGGCUACGGGGUUAGUUCCUGCACGUCUGCCGCUGUGGUGGGAUAUCAUGAAGUUCUGAAGGGACCAAGCACAUAGCCUACAAAAUCUGACAGGUGGGAUAGGGCUGCUCGGCCUCGGAAGUGGGAAACCUGCUGCUUUCCAGGGAAGUGGCUUGGAUUGAGGGACCAGUGUUUUGUCUGCACCUUGCUGAGAACGUGUGAGAGCUUGCUUAUGUUGCAGGGCGUUUCUGGAUCACCUCCUGCUGGUUUUAUGCUUUAUGCAGCACUAAUGUUGUAAAGAAACUUGUUGGGUUUUAUGCAUAUUUUUUAUUUUGUACAGUUUUGAAUUCUGUAGAUUGUCUAGGGAUGAUUCUGUUAUGAUCAUAGACCAGGCCCAAAGUAAUCAGAUUUUGUAUGUAAUGUUACAUAGACUGCAUGCUAUUAAAGUCAGUGAGGGUCGUGUUUUCCAUUUUUAUCCUGGAUAAUAAUCCCCCCCAACCUAUUUUCCCCUUUUAUUUAAAUAUUUACUUUAAAAAGGGGUGGGCUGGGAGAAGAUGAUAUUCAAACAGAUGAAGAACUUCUCCCACUGCGUCCUGCUAUCAACACUAAAACGAGGAUGUUAAAACUUAGGUGCCACUUGAUCAUGGUGUUCUCUUGUGCACAAUGGGGAGGGGUGGGGGGGUCACACCAGACUAGCCCAAAGCAUGCUGUAGGGUCAAAAUAGUAUCCCUCCCUUACUUCCUCUGCUAAGGUAUUUGUUUUUAGUUUUUCCUCAAAAUUCGGGAGGGUUUCUGCAGGUGAUUUUGUUUAAUUAACGUUCAAGUUUGAGAAGAAUGAAAACAUAAAGUUUCGCAGGGAUGAAGAUAAUAAAUAUAUUUUAUAUAAAACAAUUGUGAACAAAAUGCACUGUGCCAGUCUGCUUAAUGGAGAAGAGAGGAGAGCCGUUCUGGUGCCUUGAUACUAGGGAAGGAGCGGCGUGUGGAGGAAAAAGCUUGUUACUGUAGGAACGGCAGGCAAGGUUCGUUGGGUAGAUGCAAGAUCUUUUAUUAGACCAAAUAAAUCAUUGGAAAAAAGUUUGUUGCAAGCUGUCAGGCACAAACACCCUUCAGGCAUUUGGAGACUCUGUUGCUGUUAUGAGUUCCCCAACCAACAACCCUUACUGCAGGAGCUGUCUUUGUGUCCAGUUUCUUUGCAUGACCUGGAGGUGCUGGUUGGUUUUUACGUCCCCCAAGGGUGUUUGCAGCGGCUGGACUUUGGGAGCAGGGCAGGCAGUGCUGAGGCUGUGCUCCCUCGCACAUCAGCUUGUGUGCCUGCCUGUCUCGGCCGCUGUCAGGAGGCAUGGCACAGAGCAGGGCAGGCUGCUUGAGGCAUUGCUGGUGUUGCAGGAAAGCAGAAGUAGCUACAUGGGGAACAAAAGAGAACACUUUUUGGCAGUAUCAUUUUCCCAGAUCAUUUGAGGAAGGGGUAGGGUCUGCAAGGCCAUGAGGUGACUGCACACCUGGUGAGGAUAUCUCAGCAUGACCCUUUAGGAGCAGAGUGCAACUCCUGCCCCCAGUGAGAGAUCCCUCUGUGAGGAGUGAUGCUUUGCAGUUCAGGUAAACAGCUCUGGGCUCGGUUGCUUAUGUGAACCAUUGGAGUUCCCUGAGCCCUCUCUUCCCUCCCCACCAAGUGCCCCCCUCUUGGUAGGGCUGUAAUUAGUGUCAUGGUUUGAUAAGUUAGUUCUCCCCCCAACCCCGCAUUCUGCUGCCACUACCUUAUUGGGCACCUUUCUCUGUGGUGGUUCCCAUGGCUCCUCCUGAUAGAUUACUUUUCCUAGAAGGGUCUGACAGAUGUGUCCGUCAUUUUUGCGUGCUCCAGCAUGUUAGUACUGCUGAAGAGAAGUGGUUCUGCUGAGCUCUGCUUGGCUUCACGCAGGGAACAGUUGCCACCCAGUGUCAUUUGCUGUUCAUAGGGGCUCCUAGUAACAGCAGGCCAGAAGUUAUAGGGAAAACCUAAGGUUCAUCUCCAUUGGUUUGCCAUGCUGGCACUUGUGGACAUGCAAAGUGGCUGCCUUCUUCAGGAGGUUGGGGACAGCUGCUUUCUGAAAGGUGGCAGCUCCCACCUGGGGCUUUCCUAGUUUGGAGGUGAAAGCAGGGGUGGGGAGAGCAACAGUAUUUUUUUUUCAAAGGCUUGCUCCCACCUCAGCUCAGCCUCUGGGUGAUGCUGGAGGCAGCAGUGGAAGGAGAUCUUCCUGGUUACCCUGCUUUUACCUUUUUCCUAGGGAAGAAGCUUGCAGAUGAGGCAUAGGGGAAAACAGAUGCUGUCCUUUAAGUGUCACAUCAGGCUUCAGUGUCUCCAACCUAAUCUGCCUGUUGAACCUGGGCUCCAGGAGUCUUAGGAGCUCCCUCCUGCAUAGUGGUUAAUUGCUCUUCUGUUGGGUGAUGGCCUAGGGGAGUUCAUGAUCAUGUCUAAAGGGAGUGGACUGCUUCAUGUUACCCUGCUGGCCUUGGACUUAAAUCAAAGGCUGAACAUAUGAUUGUAAAUGUUGGGUUUGCAGGGACUGACAAACAGAGGAAUUUCAGAAGCUGCUGCACAAAGAGAUGACUUGUUUAAAGGCUAUUACCCAUGCUGGAAGCAGACAUGGGUAUCAUUCAGGAUGGGGGUGAACUGCCGUUGCUCAGUGAUUCUGUUGUUAAACUGUGAAAAGCAGAAGCCCUGUUGGCAAGUACUCCCAAUAUGCCAGUAAAGUACCAUGGUUUCUAAGUGGGGAUUUAGCAAGUGUUAGGGCAGAUUCAGUAUUUGGCCAAAGCAGUGUGAUGACAUUACAAGCCAUAGGUUGGGGAAGCGAUAGGACAAGUGCAGAGAGGUUGCACACACAGAACAGAUCAUUUAAAGUAAUUCCUGUCUAGUAUUUGGAACUGGAAAAGUGUCUGUCACAAUCUGAGCAACGGGAGAUAGAAGAUGGGAUGUAGUCUACAUAGAAUUUGCUGUAUUUGCGAGCAUAUUUAUCGUAUUUCCUACCCCUGGGCUAUUAAAGAGUUGCACAUUUGUGCAUAAGACUAUAUUAUAUUGUGGGGAAAAAACAGUGCAAGAGGGGGGUUGGUUUGCGUAGUAGCUGAAGUCACUGCCUAUAGUUAUAAGGUCCCAGUCCAUCUGAUUUUUAUUUUGAAACUACAAGAACAGCAGGGCUGCCUCCUCCCCUCCCCCAUCUGAUAUAUUUGGGAAGAUACUUGAAAGCUUGCUCAGUGCAGCCAUAGCUCAGCCACUGCUAUCACAGGAAACAAUUCCUAGCCCACAGUAUUCUGCUGCAUUUGUUUGACACCAGUAUGUAUACGCCACCUCCACGGCAAAAAGCAGAGCCUAGCUUUGGUGUUGUAAACAUGCAGAGUUUGUUUAGCAUCUUUCCUCAUUACAAGGCAUCUAUCACAAAAAAGGUGCUUUGAUAAAGCACUGAAAGCAAAGGCAGUAUCCAGUUGUCAAGACGUGCCCUUACAGCCAGCCUCUUACUUGAUACCGAGAUGGUGACUCUGCUGAAAUGUGUGCAGUGCAUCCAUUCCUGUCUCUCUAAUCGAUAACCUCUGUGAAUUCUACCACUGUUGACUAAUGUGGAAGAGCUGAGCUGUGUACAAAUUGAUUUCCGUUAAAGUGCUGACACGUCUUCUGAGUUUUUUGUAAAGAACAAGUGCUUAUUUUCACAUUUGAAAAGAAGAAGUGUCUUUUGCAAUUUGCAUGGGCAGGUAGUUUCUAUGAAUCCUUUGGAAAUGUCAGUGUCUAACAUGCAUUUUCUCCAUGCAUUUUUUUUUCUUGAAAUAGAAACCACCCCAUAUGGUUUACAGUGAGAAGAUAAGCGAUUUGUGCUUUUGAUUCUGGUACUGGUCAUGCGGUGGAUGUAUUCGGAGCCCCCACUCUGACAUGGUAAAUGUUGAUAAAUCAGUUACAACACAUGCAGGACUCUGGGGAGCUGUGUGCUGCCAGUAAUGUUUUAUUGUGUGAACCAUUCAAACCACCUUCCAAUGAGUGCAGAACAUUAAAUUUUUAAAUUUUUUUAAUUGUACUUGGAAUUAACUGUUGCUGUGUACUAAACCCUCUUGUUAAAAGUCCUAAAUAAAGAACAAAGCACACCAAGUGCUCUGUCAUUGUGCCACUUCCAUACUGCUGGAGACUAACAUUGCAACGGUUAGCUGCUCUGCUUAUAGUGGACAUAGGGAGACAGAAACAAUACAAAUCUAGUGUUUCACUUGGUCACUGCUGCCAGCAGGCUCUUGGCUAGAGAGACUAUGAUUAGUGCAGCUUGAUUGCCAAUGGUUAAGCCAUGUUCCUGUUGUAGGUCAUCUGCUGUAUGCAGGCUGCAAAUCACUUGUGACUAAUGGGAUUCACAAGUGUUUCCUAGUUGGAGUUCUGCACCCUAAGAGAACUGCUGUUACAAAUUUUCCUUUUGCAAAGCA